AAAAUAAGAAAGAAAGCCUAAAAGAAAGAGUUAUAGAAGAGAGGAAAAUUAAAUUGAAGAAGAAAGGAUGGCAUCAAAUUUGGGGCCAACAUUUGCUUAUACAGUGGUGUAUUGUAAAGAUGUUGCUAAAUCUGUCGCUUUUUAUGCUAAAGCUUUUGGCUACAACGUUCGCCGCUUAGACGAAAGUCACAAAUGGGGAGAAUUGGAAAGUGGAGCUACCACAAUAGCAUUCACACCUAUGCACCAGCACGAGACGGAUGACAUAACGGGUCACGUCCAGACCUCUCAAUCCCGGGGCGAUAGACAACCCGUUGAGCUUUGCUUCGAUUAUGUGGACAUUGAUUCUGCCUACAAGAGGGCAAUUGAAAACGGGGCAGUCGCGGUGAGCGAGCCGGAGGAGAAGAAAUGGGGACAGAAAGUUGGAUACGUGAGAGAUCCCGAUGGUAACAUCGUUAGAGUGGGAAGCCAUGUCAGAUCCUAAAUACUCGUUCUACACAUCAAAGCUCAUCAACGAUACUUCAAUAACCAGUUUGUUUAUUUAGUUGUGUAAUAAAAUAAUUGUAUAAGCAUACUAGUAAAAGGUGGACCUUGUAAUCUUAUUGAUAAAACAUUAUUUAUCUUAUUUUAUCAACCAGAACUCGUAUGUUAUUCCAUA
Solanum dulcamara is the source of this 655-nucleotide messenger RNA. RefSeq lists its product as uncharacterized. The record is from RefSeq and is a predicted model, not a curated record. NCBI's taxonomy places the organism in Eukaryota, Viridiplantae, Streptophyta, Magnoliopsida, Solanales, Solanaceae. The transcript is spliced from 3 exons. The coding region runs from base 68 to 481 and encodes 137 amino acids.